GCGGGGCAGCGCGGCGGACAGAGCCUCCGAGAGCGCGAGCAGCAGCGCCCCCACGACCCAGCCCGCCAGCCUGGAGCCCGGCCUGCCCACGGCCUCGAGCCCGCCGCCCCCAGCGCCCCCGCGCCCCACGCAGCCUCCCGGCCAGGGAGUCGAACCCUUGCACUGCGCCCCGACGCGCCAGCAUGUCCUCGACGGAGAGCCCCGGCCGCACCUCGGACAAGUCUCCGCGCCAGCAGGUGGACCGCCUGCUCCUGGGGCUGCGCUGGCAGCGCCUGGAGGAGCCGCUGGGCUUCAUCAAAGUUCUCCAGUGGCUCUUUGCUAUUUUCGCCUUCGGGUCCUGCGGCUCUUACAGCGGGGAGACGGGAGCCUUGGUUCUCUGCAACAACGAAGCCAAGGACGUGAGCUCCAUCAUUGUUUUGUUCGGCUAUCCCUUCAGGUUGUACCAGGUCCAGUAUGAGAUGCCUCUCUGUGAUCAGGACUCCACCUCCAAAACCAUGAACCUCAUGGGAGACUUCUCUGCCCCCGCCGAGUUCUUUGUGACCCUUGGCAUCUUUUCCUUCUUCUACACAAUGGCUGCCCUGGUCAUCUACCUGCGCUUCCACAAACUCUACACAGAGAACAAACGCUUCCCGUUGGUGGAUUUCUGUGUGACUGUCUCUUUCACCUUCUUUUGGCUGGUUGCUGCCGCUGCCUGGGGCAAGGGCUUGACUGACGUCAAAGGGGCCACCCGGCCAUCCAGCCUGACUGCAGCCAUGUCUGUGUGCCAUGGAGAGGAGGCAGUGUGCAGCGCCGGGGCCACACCCUCUAUGGGGCUGGCUAACCUCUCUGUGCUCUUUGGCUUUAUCAACUUCUUCCUGUGGGCUGGAAACUGUUGGUUUGUGUUCAAAGAGACCCCGUGGCACGGACAAGGCCAGGACCAGGGCCAGGGCCCCAGCCAGGAGAGUGCAGCGGAGCAGGGGGCAGUGGAGAAGCAGUAAGCAGCCUUCAUCUGCCUACUCCCCAACUGGACGGCACCUUGUCAGCUCCUCCAGCUUCUACAGGACCUCCUCCUCUUCCUCUUCCUCCUGCUCCUCCUCUCCCUCCUCCUCCAACUCCCUUCCCCCAUCAUUCUGGACUUUGAGAUUUGAGAGAAUGGAUGGGUGGGCAUCAGCUGUUGGUAACCUGGGCAGACCUCCACUGGCUUCCUAUCCCUCAUCCUGCUGGGGCAGCAAACGGCAGGAUCUCAGUGCUUCUUGUCUGCUGCCUGGACUGAAGCAUCUUACUUGGGGAAGCUGACUGGCAACCUUGCCCUGAGUUCUGUGUGGAGGGCCCACCAGUGAUUUUGUGGCAUCCCUCAAUAACUGGCAUCUAAUCUGUAUCCUAUCUCUAGCCCUCCCAGAGCCCAGUGUGCUCCCACCAUGUGUGAAGCAGGGAGACCCAUUAUCCUAUCAGAGGUCCCUCUAAGGGUCCACAUGAGACCCGGACCCAAUGGGAGCAGAGAGAGUUGCAAGUACAUUGCAGCACCAAGGAAGAAAGUGAGGAAAGUUGCUGGCAGAAUAAGUUUUCUGUUCCCUCAGCCCUUCCUUUCCCUCAGCUGGAACACUUUCGGUAGCACCCUAUACACCACUUACUCAUGAAACCCCUUACUCCCUUCUCCUUCUCGGCCUUGGUUUUGUGGGCUUUGGGAGGGCCUGAAGGACCAUCGUGACAUGAGAUGCCCAGGAGUCCCGGGACAAGGAUACAUGGGCCCACCUGUCCCUUACCGUCUGUUCAUUUUCUCAAGCCAGCACCUUUUCUAGUUCUUUCAAACCUUUCUGUCCCAUCUUUACAAAGAGGGUUAUCUGUCCUUGUCUCUCGCCUCCAUGCAGUAGCCAGGCCCCAUCCUUCCCCAGUCCUGGGCAGCCCGAUGCUAUUGGUGCUUCUUCAUUUCGGGACCCAGAUCCAUAUUUGUCUUUGGUGUGUCUCCUCUCCCUGAUUCCUCCUGUCAUCCCUCUUUGGGCCCGAAGGCCAGAGGGUACCAACUGGGCAAAUGCCAUCUGCCUUUUACCCAGAUCAAAACCCCUUGAUCUACCCUGGCAGUAGGGUUGCUUAGGGAAAGAUGAUAAAGAAGGAAGAAACCAGCCGUUUCCCAAUUUAGUGGCAAUUGUCCCACUUAGCACCCCAAAGAUGAAUGUACCUUGUGCCAACCUGUCCUCAUGACAUGAUCGACCCUCUCCAACCCCCUUGCCUUCCUCAAUGCUACCCACAUCAAGAUGUAUUUCUUGGGGGCCCAGGGCUCAGAAUCCUUAACUUUGGGCUGUUCAUUUCUUCUUUGGGUUACAAUUCCCCCACCCUUCAGAGGAAGUAGGAUAUUUACACACUUUCAGAUGCUCCCGAGCCAUUCAGUAAAAUAAUUUGGAAUUUUUGUUUUCUGCUUAAGAUUUUAGGGAAAAGAUUUAAGGAGGGGAAAAUUUGAUGAGGGUGAGAAUGAUCCUAAAUCUGAAACUCUCUAUCCUAAGUUGUCCCCAUGGUUACUUAAGGACAAGGGAGACAGUUUUGCCUCCAGCUCCAGAGGUACAAAGAACAAAAGAGUGACCAUUUUUCUUCAAACAAGUCCCUGUGGGGAUCUGGGAGCAGCUUCGACUCAAACUGUGUUUGGAUUCUGCGUCUAUAUUUAUAAUUUAUUUGAACUGUGACGGAUAAAGUGUUCUCAUUUGGGGCCCAAGUUAGCAACUGGCCCAUCAACUACUUUAGAGUAGGAGUUAUCCACUCCCACCGAGCAUUCGUACUCCAGGGCUCGCUCUAGGGUUGAAAAGGCUCUUCCUGGCAAGAGUCUGGCUAUGGCCAAGAGAGUCUUGAUUUAGGCUAUGGUCUUUCCAUGGCCGCCGGAAGAGGAAAGACCAGUUCACCUCAUUACCUCCAGGGGGCUGGGCAGCAGUAAGUGCCAAGGGCAGCUCUGUCCUCAUGAGACUCGUGUCCUCUCCAACCAGGGCUGGCACCACCACUUUGCCUAGUCAGGCCUGAAGCGGGAGAGGUGUCUGGUUUCUCUAGCUAUUGCAGGAGGCCAACAAGCAGGGAACUUGCCCUUUGCCCUGGUAGACUUUACCAUGUGGAGACGCCUAUCCAGGACCUUUCUUAGACAUGAGUCCCCUUCAACAUCCUGACCAUGGGCCUCCUAUUUCUGGGAUUGCAGAUCGAGGAUGUGGGGAGAAUGUUGCAUGUUGUUCUGUGGUGCUUGUUACUACACAUUUGAAUAAACAGUGCUGCGAACAUUUGCCAAGAAGAAGCC
Mus musculus (house mouse) is the source of this 3247-nucleotide messenger RNA. It is a transcript of the gene Sypl2, whose product is annotated as synaptophysin like 2. Lineage: Eukaryota; Metazoa; Chordata; Mammalia; Rodentia; Muridae. The transcript has 6 exons. Gene Ontology annotation, cellular component: synaptic vesicle; membrane. The record is from RefSeq and is marked provisional. The coding region runs from base 183 to 977 and encodes 264 amino acids.